GCUGCCCGUUGCUACGGGAGACUUCUAAACGGAGAAACGGCAGUCCGAGGACACUUCUGAGUGGUUUCGCUACUGAGUUAGCAGCUGUUUUUAUGUCACCAUGGCCGAGGAGGAAAUCCGCCCUAGAGGAAUCCUUAAGGACAACUGGGUGGAGGAGAACGCCGUGGCCGCUCUCAACAUCGACGACAAGAAUGAGAGCGUCCGGUUGAACGGACACGAGGAGCUCAUCACCAUAAACCGAGGGUGUAAAAUGGAGACUUUAUCUGUGUUCAGUACGUCUUACAUCCCUCUGAAGAGUCCAGGUCUGAGGGUCAAAGGCGUCAGGAAGGAGCUGCUGGAGAAACAUUUAUCCCGGAUGAUGCGGGAGAAGAUUCUGGACGAGUUGAAGCCGGUAGAACCGGAACURAAGCCRGACUACCGGACGACACAACGGUGUCAUUUCUGCGCCCCGGGAUUCUUCCCCAGCAGACCGGAGGCGUCGACGGAUCACAAUUACAGAAACGAGGACGCCAUCACGUUCUGGAGCGACAACGUCCAGAACAUCCAGCGUGUUUCGACCUUCAAGAACCCGAACGCUCCUUUCAAGAAGUCGUCUCAGUUCAGCACCAGGAUCCAGGACCGGCUGGAUGAGGAGGAGCUGCCUGAUGACUGAGCCCGUCCUGCAGUUCCUCACCUGUCCACCAGGCGCGCCGCCAGCCAAUAAAGCCCGUCUGGUUUCGGUUUAUUUUUCCUAA
This is a messenger RNA of Poecilia reticulata (guppy), 734 nucleotides long. It is a transcript of the gene spag8, whose product is annotated as sperm associated antigen 8. Gene Ontology annotation, biological process: positive regulation of transcription by RNA polymerase II. Gene Ontology annotation, molecular function: microtubule binding. The record is from RefSeq and is a predicted model, not a curated record. NCBI's taxonomy places the organism in Eukaryota, Metazoa, Chordata, Actinopteri, Cyprinodontiformes, Poeciliidae. Gene Ontology annotation, cellular component: cytoplasm; nucleus.